AUGCCGGGGAAAGUCUCACCAAAGGAGCCCAUCGCAAUAGUGGGCAGCGCCUGCCGUUUUUCUGGAGACGCAAACUCGCCUUCAAAAUUAUGGGAGCUUCUGAAAGAGCCGCGAGAUGUCCGCCGCGAGAUCCCGGACUCGCGCUUCAGCGCUCAGGGAUUCCACCACCCUGACCAUUCUCACCAUGGACGUUCUAAUGUUACGCAUUCGUAUCUGCUAAAUGAGGAUCCGAAGGCCUUUGAUGCCGAAUUCUUUGGCAUCAACCCCAUAGAGGCACGGGCUAUGGAUCCGCAGCAGCGAUUGCUAAUGGAGACGGUCUACGAAGCCUUAGAAUCGGGCGGCAUGACGAUCGAGAGACGGAUGUGGGACAAGGAUGCCAAUGGAUAUGCCCGAGGAGAUGGUGUAGCCGCAAUCACUCUCAAGACCCUCAGCGCCGCUCUGGAAGACAAUGACCACAUCGAGUGCAUCAUACGAGAAACGGGGCUCAAUCAAGAUGGCGCAACUGCAGGACUAACCAUGCCUAGUGCUACGGCACAGAGGUCCUUGAUCAGAGCCACAUAUGCCAAGGCCGGGCUGGACAUUAAUUCUCCUGCAGGUCGUCCGCAAUAUUUCGAGGCUCAUGGCACUGGUACACCAGCAGGAGACCCAGUAGAAGCUGAAGCUGUCAGCAGUGCCUUCUUCGAUGGGGAGCGGCUGGGUAGCAAAUCAGAGACAAGCAGCAACCCUCUAUAUGUUGGCUCCAUCAAGACAGUGCUGGGCCACACAGAAGGGACCGCUGGCGUAGCCGCAAUCCUGAAGGCGUCCUUAGCCCUCCAGAAUUCCUGUAUUCCGCCCAACCUCUUGUUCAACAACAUCAACCCGUCUGUCGCGCCGUUCUAUGGGGAUCUCCAAAUCAUCAAAGAUGCUAGGCCCUGGCCCGUUGUCUUGGGUGGCCAACCGAGGAGGGCCAGCGUCAACAGUUUCGGGUUUGGUGGUGCCAAUGCCCACGCCAUUUUGGAAAGUUACGACAGCUCAACGAAUGACUCACGGGGUAGUUGUGGUGCCGACAGAACCCUCUUCACCCCGUUCGUCUUCUCCGCUGGCUCGUUAGAUUCCCUACGAGCCAACCUCAACGCAUAUGCAGCGUAUCUCGACGCACAUUCUGAAGUGGACAUCGGUGAUCUUGCCUACACUUUGCGCGAACGGCGCUCCGCCCUUCCACAUCGUGUGUCGCUCCCAGCGACAGCUUCACUGACGGAACUCGUAACUGCGAUCAGAACCAAGUUGGACGAGGGAGAAAAGACAAUCGGCGUGAGGACGCUGCCUGGAAAGGCCGCUGGUGCCCCUAAAAUUCUUGGGGUAUUCACCGGACAAGGUGCACAGUACGUACGCCAGGGAGCUGAACUUCUAGAGCAAUCCCCUUUUGCUCGACGCAUUAUCCAGACACUAGAGGCGGAUUUGGCCCGGCUGCCAGCAGAGGAUCGGCCAACCUGGUCGCUUGAGGCUGAGAUUCUUGCCGGGGCUUCAACUCCCUCGAGAAUUAACGAAGCAGCCAUCUCGCAGCCAUUAUGCACUGCAAUGCAGAUCGUCAUGGUUGAGCUCCUCAGAGAGGCAAAUAUCCAUUUGGCUGCCGUGGUGGGCCACUCCUCCGGCGAGAUCGCUGCCGCCUACAGUGCAGGCUUCCUGACCGCCCGCGACGCGAUAUAUAUCGCUUAUUACCGAGGUCUGCACUGCAGACACGCGGCAAGCCCCAAUGGACAAAUUAAGGGCGCCAUGCUGGCUGUCGGCACCUCUAUGGAAGAUGCCCUCCAACUUUGUGAGGAUGAGGAGUUCGCAGGCCGCAUCAACCUGGCUGCUAGCAACUCAAGCUCGAGCGUGACGAUAUCCGGAGACGAGGAUGCGAUUGAGGAGCUGGAAUUUAUUCUUGAGGACGAGAAGAAAUUCCACAGGCGCUUGAGGGUGGACAUGGCGUACCAUUCCCAACACAUGGAGCCUUGUUCGGGUCCCUACAUCGACUCGCUGCGGCGUGCAGGCGUCAAGGCACGGUCCCCUCCAUCUUCUUCGUCACCAUGCACCUGGUAUUCCAGCGUCAAUGAUGGAAAGCCUGUUGAGCUAUCUUCAGCGUUAAGCGACAUCUACUGGGCAGAAAACAUGACGAAGCCGUGGAAACACGAUACUUCACACUGGCACGAGUCCAGGAGAUCUCGGCGGAUUCGCUCGAGAAAGGAGCCCUUCCAUCCUCUUCUGGGAGACAAAUCUCCUGACAGCGCUGGUCAUGUUCUGCGAUGGAAGAACAUACUCAAGCCGAGCAAGAUCCCGUGGCUUGAGGGCCAUCAGGUCCAGGGGCAGAUUGUGUUCCCGGCUUCUGCAUACCUCAGCACGGCAGUGGAGGCGGCAUUGUCUCUAGCUGGUGGCAAAACCAUCAAGCUCAUUGAGCUGAGCAACUUCACCAUUCACCAAGGCCUCGGAUUUGAGAACCGAGAUGCUGGCAUUGAGGUACAGAUAGAGUUGACACGAAUUUCACAGCUCAAGCCAGACCAUCUCACCGCAUAUUUCACAUAUUCGGCCGCGACUGGAGGGGUUGAAGACUCAGAGCUCACGCUGAUAGCCGACGGAGAGCUGACAAUUCGUCUUGGUGACGCCUCACUCAGCGUACUUCCUGCCCGUCGGCCAACAGCACCACACCUUUUGACUGUCGACCCCGUACGUUUGUACAAUUUUAUGGAGGGCUUGGAAUACAACUUCAGCGGACCCUUCCUGUCCCUGGUUGAACUCAGGAGGAAGCUAGGCAUAGCUUCUUGCGUUGCCAAGAAGGCCAAGGCAUCAUCACAGCCCGAUGCCGACUCCCUGCUCAUCCAUCCUGUCGAGUUGGAUGCUGCUAUUCAGUCGGUCAGCCUUGCGUAUAGCUAUCCUGGUGACGAGCAAUUGAGACUCCUCCAUAUGCCAACGACAAUUGCCAAGAUCAGGGUUAAUCCGGCAGUGCUGACCCUCCAACAGAAGCAACAGGCUGCAGCCGAUGACAACACUGUUGGCAUUGACUCAACAUGCAACCGUGAUCGCCGAGCACAACCUGGAUCAGGAUUCUCUGGAAACUUCAACAUCUACACCAACGGCUGUGCCAACGCCGCCAUACAAGUUGACCAGGUCAAGUUCCAACCAGUCAGGUCGUCAGCCAGCGACGAUCGCAACGUCUUCUACAAGAUGCAAUACGUGCCGUGCGAGCCAGACGGCACACUCGCUGCUGCCGACAUCCCCAUCACGAAGUCCGACACCGACCUGCUGUGGGCAUUUAGUAGAAUUGUCUGCUACUAUCUGCGGGAGUUUGACAGGGUCCCAGAAAAUUCCCCGAUAAGGUCGGAUGGCACCCUCAAGCACUAUCUCAGAUACGCCAGGCACAUGACCGACCUCCUCAAAAAGGGCGGGCAUAGAUACGGAAAGGUGGAGUGGCUCAAUGACAAGCUUGAGGACAUCAUGGCGGAGGUUGAGUCAAAGGGACUCGCCGAGAAUCCGGUCGUCAAGAUUAUGCUGCUUGUAGGCAACACCAUGCCCAAGGUCUUCAGAGGAGAGACUACUAUGCUAGAGCACUUCCGCACAUCUGGUCUUCUGGACGAGUACUACGCGAAAGGCUUUGGCACUGCUCAGUCGACCAUGUGGCUUAGUAACAUCGUGAAACAAAUCACUGAUCGUCGCCCCCACCUGAAUCUUCUCGAAAUUGGUGCUGGAACCGGAGGUGCCACGAAGCAGAUUCUUCGCACAAUUGAUCGCAGCUUCAACUCAUACACCUUCACAGACAUAUCAUCGAGCUUCUUCGAGAAUGCUGCUGAGAAUCUCGCGCAGUGGAGAGACCGUAUGUUAUUCAAAGUCUGCGACGCCGAACAGAAUCCUGUCGACCAAGGCUUUGUCGAAGGGCAGUACGAUGUGGUGAUAGCCUUCCUAGUUGUGCAUGCCACGGCGAAACUAGACGAGACCAUGCGUAACCUCCGCAAGCUGCUCAAGCCUGGCGGUUUCUUGCUCAUCGGUGAGGGCAAUAGCGAAGGCCCGAUGCAAGCUGGCGCCAGUUACAUAUUUGGCCCGCUGCCCGGAUGGUGGCGCGGAGUUGAUGAAGGCCGGUCCCUCACGCCCUUCAUAAAUGUUGACGAGUGGCACGCGAUCUUGAAGCGCACCGGCUUCUCCGGAAUCGACACAAUUUCGCCUCAGAAACUGCUAGACACCUUUGGCACAAUCCUAUUCGUUUCUCAGGCGACAGAUGAGCGCAUAGAAUCCAUCCGAGCGCCACUCAAGUCUCCUCCAAUCAGCUCUUUGGCGGAAAAUCACCUGGCCAUCGUGGGUGGGAAGACACCUGAGAUUUCUGCUGUCGCUGAGCAAAUCGGCAAAAUUCUCGAGCCUCUUUUCAGUCAGACACAGAUUUACGCCACUCUCGAGGAGCUAGAGCACGUUGUUCUUGAUGAUCGACUGUCCGUCAUCAGCUUGACAGAGCUCGAGCAUCCUGUGUUCAAGAACAUCACGCCUGAAAGAUGGUCAGGAUUUAAAAGGCUGUUCGUGGGUGAGAAGACUGUGCUCUGGCUCACGAGUGGCCGUCUCGAGGAGGAACCCUAUGCCAACAUGACCGUUGGCUUUGGCCGCUCCGCUGUGCAUGAAGAGGAAGAUCUGGUCCUCCAACUGUUGGACAUUCCUCAUCGGAAGCACGUCGACGCCUUUAACAUAGCAGAGACCUUCGCGCGCCUCGCAGCAAAGCAUCCAUCUGACAAGGAGAUCCUCUACACGAUGGAGCCAGAAGUCGUCGCAGAUGCGGAAGGUCGCCAACUGGUUCCUCGACUGUGCUCCAUCCAGGGCGCAAACGAUCGGUUGAAUUCCGUCCAGCGCACGAUAGUCCACCAUCUUGACGCGAAGAAUACAGAGGUUGAGCUUCAAUGGGACCAUGAUAGCUACAGCAUCCGGCAACUGUCUAGGUUCGAGGCCUUGAAGUUGGCUGAACAGUCUCGAAUCAUCGAGCUCCGUGCCACGAAAACCAUGUUGUCAGCUAUAAGGACACCAGCUGGUCAGAUGUUCCUCGCCAUGGGCAUUGAUACCAGUGGGUUGCGGUACAUCACAUUCGCAUCAUCUCUCACAUCGGUUAUCAAGGUUCCACAAGAGCUGGCUAUCCCUAUUUCCGCAACUACCCUAACGGACGACGAUAUCCUCAUGCUCACAGCAGCCCAACUUGUUGGGACUGCUGUUGUGGACUCCUUGCUCCCCGGCCAGAAGAUGAUCCUUCACGAUGCUCCCAGAGUACUGGCCCAGGCUAUUGAGUCGAAGGCUCUGUCUAAGGGCGUACAUGUUGUCUUUACGACGGAUGAGACUGACGAGGAACAGUUGCCGGAUUAUUGGAUCCAGCUUGCUCCCAAUUUGGGGUCUUCGGAUCUCGUUCAAUUAAUUCCCACAGAUGCUGCUUCAUUUGUUAGCUUCUCGAGGGAAGAUUCCGACCAGCACACUAUAUCAUCUGUGUUGUCGCCUUAUUGCCGGAAGGAAAACACGCACACCUUGUUCUCUCACACCGGAACGGAGUAUGACCGACAGUCUCGCUCAAUCCUCGUAGGGUUGCUCAAAUCAACAGUCAACAAUAUCCAAAACCAGUCCCAUGAGCAUGUUGCACAGACUGUCAGCCUGGAGUCUUUUGCCCGCGGCAAGUGCCCUGAGGGGCCAUUGUCUGUAGUAGACUGGACAUCCUCGUCAGCUCAUCUCCCUGCACGAGUCACCAGAUUCGACACGAGACCGCUGUUCAGAGGUGACAGAACCUACUGGAUAUGUGGUCUCUCUGGGGCCUUAGGUAUUUCGCUCUGCGACUGGAUGAUCGGUCGGGGAGUGAGGCACCUGGUCUUGACCAGCAGGAACCCAAGAAUCGACCCGGCUUGGGUCGAAGACCACAAACGUCACGGUGCAAAUGUUGAAAUAUUUUGCUGCGACGUGACAGACGAAGCAGCUCUCCAGGCCGUUCACCGCAAGAUCACCGCCUCACUCCCUCCUAUUGCCGGCGUCCUAAACGGUGCCAUGGUUCUGAGGGAUGUUUCAGUCCGCAACAUGGCGUUUGACCAAGUCACAGACGUUGUUGGGCCCAAGGUGCUCGGAAGUAUUCACCUUGAUCGCAUUUUCCACGAGACGAAACUCGACUUCUUCAUCCUUCUCUCCUCCAUCAACUGCAUCAUUGGAAACGUUGGCCAGGCAAAUUACGCCGCAGCCAAUAUGGGCAUGUGUGGGCUGGCUGCUCACCGCCGUAAACGUGGUCUCGCCGCAACGGCCAUCAAUGUUGGUGCUGUUAUUGGGGCCGGCUAUAUUACCGAGUCUGAUCGCCAACUCGAUGCGGUGGUUGCAAAGAUGGCCAUGAUCCACCUAUCAGAGGAUGACUUCCAUCAGAUCUUUGCUGAAGCUAUAGAGGCCGGUCACGUCGAUUCACCCGACGGACCAGAGAUAUCGACCGGGCUUCUAGAUAUCUCGGCUGAUUCGAUCAAUAUCCCUAAGUGGUACUCGGAUCCGAAAUUCUCUCGAUUCAUUGUCCACAAGUCAACCAGCAGCGGAGACCAGAAGAGGCAGACCAAGGCUGCGUCUAUUCAAGAACGUCUUUUGGCGUGCCACUCAGAGGAAGACGUCCUCCAUGUCGUCAAAGUGAGCCUGGCUGCUCAGCUGCGCACAAUUCUACAACUAUCGACAGCUGAUGACGAUCUCAUGUCGAUGCGCAGUGUCGACCUCGGACUGGAUUCACUAGUCUCAGUCGACAUCCGGUCAUGGUUCUUGAAGAACUUCGAAGUCAGCAUUCCAGUGCUAAAGAUCAUGGCGAACGACGUAUCCAUGGCGACUCUUGCCGAGCUCGCUGCUGAAGGAGUUCCUGCUGAGAUGACCCCCCAUGUCGGGAGGCAAGGACAAUCUCAAAACGCAGACGACAAUGGCUCGACGAGCGACGACGGCCCCAGCACUCCGGAAAACGAAACAAUUUCAACAGCUUCUUCAUCCGACACCGGCGUGACUACGCCGACCAGUUCCACGGAAGUUAAAGACCUGUCAGCCGUUACUUCUGUCAGAAACGGCAUCGACUGGGACGCCGAGGUACAAUUGCCCGAGCCUGAUCGCUUCUCGGGCUUGGGUGUUGGCAGCACUCCCAGUGCUAAGCCAGCUAUAGUCCUCCUCACUGGAUCGAGCGGACUUCUUGGCCAUCACCUGCUCGACAGGUUGGCAUCAGAGCCCUCAAUACUCAAGAUCAUUUGUGUGGCUGUCCGCCGUCUCUCGGAAAGACUUGAAAGCGGCCAACUCCCACAGCCUGAUGGCCGAAUCGUCUAUUAUGAGGGCGACUUGCGCCUGCCUCGCCUGGGUCUCACAGAAGAGAGAGCUUCAGAAAUCUUUGCGGAAGUCGACGCAGUGAUCCACAACGGGUCGGACACCUCGCAUCUCAAGUACUACUCGGCCGUGCGAGAUUGCAACGUCGAAUCGACCCGCGAGCUGGUUCGUCUGUGCCUACCUCGAAAGGUCCCCUUGCACUACGUGUCCUCGGUGGGCGUUUGCUUGCUAGCCGGCAGACAGACCUUCCCCGAAGUCUCGGCCACCGCGAGCGGCAUCAAACCCCCGGCCGAUGGUGCACACGGCUACAUGUGCAGCAAAUGGGUCUGCGAACACCUCCUCGAGGGGGUCAGCGCGGCUCACGGCUUGCGGAUCUCUAUCAACCGACCCUCGACGAUCGUGCGGCAGGGCAGCGAUGCCACGACGGCGGAGGCGGAGUUUGAUUGGGUGAAUGCGUUGCUGCACUAUUCCCACCGGAUCAGGGCUGUGCCCAGGGCCGAGCACAACCAGGGCGCCUUCGACCUCGUUUACAUCCGGAGUGUUUGCGACGACAUCAUACAGGGGCUUUUCCGCAGCGAUCAUGGCAACAAGCUCACAUAUGUGAACAACGUUGGAGAUGUUGUCAUUCCCAUGAGCAAGUUGGCUGAGAUCGGGAAGACGGUAGCCAAUGGAGAACUGUACCGGACGCUUCGUUUUGACCAAUGGGCGGACGAGGCCAUCAAGGCAGGUUUGCAGCCGGCAGUUGCCGCUCUGAUUGAGACUUUUGACGAGCCAAAUACAGUGUGGCCGGCCCUUGCAAGGGGAAAGGGAUCCUAG
This is a messenger RNA of Diaporthe citri, 8100 nucleotides long. RefSeq lists its product as uncharacterized. Gene Ontology annotation, molecular function: fatty acid synthase activity; phosphopantetheine binding. Gene Ontology annotation, biological process: secondary metabolite biosynthetic process; fatty acid biosynthetic process. The transcript is spliced from 13 exons. NCBI's taxonomy places the organism in Eukaryota, Fungi, Ascomycota, Sordariomycetes, Diaporthales, Diaporthaceae. The record is from RefSeq and is a predicted model, not a curated record. Bases 1 to 8100 code for a protein of 2699 amino acids.